AACGACGUGACGCAGCAGCAGCUACGGAAAAGUCAACGUCCACGUCGUCGACGUCGUCGUCCGAUAGCUCUUCUCCAAAGCAGAAAGUUGAUCCACCACGACCUGGUCAUUUCUCUAUGGUUCGGUAAGCCGUUUUUCCUGUUCACCGGGUGUGCCAAGACAUUUUGCUUAGACCUUAAACACACUUUUGACACAACCCUCUAUACCACUGUAUACCACUUUUCUUACUUCCAUAGAAACUUUUACAUCGCCGAUGUCAUUACACUCAUGAAUGGCGUGUGCGGAAUCAUGUCCGUGUUUGGAUCUAUGCGGUACUUGUUGUCGAGUGACAUUUCGGAUUUAUACUCGGCCAUGGGCUUUAUGCCGUUUGGUCUCUUUUUUGACUUCAUGGACGGUCGUGUUGCACGCUGGCGAAACAAUUCAUCGUUACUCGGUCAAGAAUUAGACAGUCUUGCAGAUUUGAUUUCAUUUGGCGUUGCACCCGCAUCACUUGGCUUUGCAGUGGGCAUGCGCACAUACCUUGACACGGUGGUCUUGACAUACUUUGUCUGCUGUGGCAUCGCACGUCUCGCACGUUUCAACGCAACGGUGGCCUUGCAACCCAAAGACGUAACUGGCAAAAUCUCGUUUUUCGAAGGCACGCCUAUACCUACUUCGCUGUCACUUGUCGCAAUCAUUGCGUAUCUGGUGAUGAACAAUCAGUAUUUGGACGCACUUCCCGGUCAGAUCAUCCAGCUUGCUCCGACCUGGGACAUGCAUCCACUCGUGCUCAUUUAUGCACUCAGUGGCACGCUCAUGGUCAGCAAAACCCUGCGUAUCCCAAAGCCUUGAUUUAUGCCGUAUAAAUUUUUUCUUUUCUUCUCAUUGUUGUGUGACACAUAUAAAAUCGUUGCUCCGUUGAAUUGUUGUACAGUACAAUAAACAAACCCUCUCUUUUCAUGUUUACAUGUGAAUAUCACUAAUACUUUUAUUAUUAUAAAUAAGUUUAUUACUAGGGUU
Molecule: messenger RNA, 999 nt
Organism: Zychaea mexicana
Lineage: Eukaryota; Fungi; Mucoromycota; Mucoromycetes; Mucorales; Lichtheimiaceae
Product: phosphatidylserine synthase
Exons: 3
Coding region: 268-831 (187 amino acids)
Biological process (GO): phospholipid biosynthetic process
Cellular component (GO): membrane
Molecular function (GO): phosphotransferase activity, for other substituted phosphate groups
Source: RefSeq, a predicted model, not a curated record